Messenger RNA from Hemiscyllium ocellatum (epaulette shark), 1684 nucleotides. RefSeq names its product tubulin beta-5 chain-like. The coding region runs from base 99 to 1442 and encodes 447 amino acids. Gene Ontology annotation, cellular component: cytoplasm; microtubule. Gene Ontology annotation, biological process: microtubule cytoskeleton organization; mitotic cell cycle. The transcript is spliced from 4 exons. NCBI's taxonomy places the organism in Eukaryota, Metazoa, Chordata, Chondrichthyes, Orectolobiformes, Hemiscylliidae. Gene Ontology annotation, molecular function: GTP binding; GTPase activity; structural constituent of cytoskeleton. The record is from RefSeq and is a predicted model, not a curated record.
CUGAGCCUGGGGGUUAGGGGGUAAGAAGACAGCUGAGAGGCUGGCGGAGGAGCCGAGAAGAGUUUUAAAAUAAUAAAAAAUAAACUUUCAGCAACACAAUGCGUGAAAUAGUUCAUAUACAGGCCGGACAAUGUGGCAACCAGAUCGGAAGCAAGUUUUGGGAAGUGAUAAGCGAUGAACAUGGUAUCGACCCGGAGGGCAGUUAUUUCGGAGAUUCUGACUUGCAGCUGGAGAGGAUUAAUGUCUAUUAUAACGAAGCGACCUCGCAGAAAUAUGUCCCCAGGGCCAUCUUAUUGGAUUUGGAGCCGGGGACAAUGGACAGUGUCCGAUCGGGUAAUUUGGGACAUCUUUUCAGACCCGAUAACUUCAUCUUCGGACAAACUGGUGCAGGAAAUAACUGGGCCAAAGGACACUACACGGAAGGUGCUGAACUGGUUGACUCUGUGAUGGAUGUACUGAGAAAAGAAUGUGAGAAUUGUGACUGCCUGCAAGGGUUUCAACUCACCCACUCGCUGGGAGGUGGCACAGGCUCUGGAAUGGGCACUCUCCUCAUUAGCAAGAUCCGUGAAGAAUAUCCUGAUAGAAUCAUGAACACCUUCAGUGUCAUGCCAUCUCCGAAAGUAUCAGACACUGUUGUUGAGCCUUAUAAUGCCACGUUGUCAGUUCACCAGUUAGUUGAGAACACAGAUGAAACUUACUGCAUUGACAACGAGGCCCUGUAUGAUAUCUGUUUCCGUACUCUCAAACUCACCACUCCAACAUAUGGAGAUCUGAACCAUCUGGUGUCCGCAACCAUGAGCGGAGUGACCACAUCUCUGCGGUUCCCUGGCCAGCUGAACGCGGAUCUGAGGAAACUGGCUGUGAACAUGGUGCCCUUCCCUCGGUUGCACUUCUUUAUGCCUGGUUUUGCCCCUCUGACUGCCCGGGGCAGUCAACAGUACCGCACUCUUUCAGUCGCUGAGCUCACCCAACAGAUGUUCGAUGCCAAAAACAUGAUGGCGGCCUGUGACCCACGUCAUGGACGUUAUCUGACUGUUGCCACUGUGUUCCGAGGUGCCAUGUCAAUGAAGGAAAUAGAUGAGCAGAUGCUUGCAGUUCAGAACAAGAACAGCAGCUACUUUGUGGAAUGGAUUCCCAACAACGUCAAAGUGGCCGUUUGUGACAUUCCACCCCGGGGACUCAAAAUGGCCUCCACCUUCAUCGGGAACAGUACAGCCAUUCAAGAGCUCUUCAAACGAAUCUCUGAACAGUUUUCAGCCAUGUUCCGUAGAAAGGCUUUCCUGCACUGGUUCACUGGUGAAGGAAUGGACGAAAUGGAGUUCUGUGAAGCUGAAAGCAAUAUGAAUGACCUGGUGUCCGAGUACCAGCAAUAUCAAGAUGCAACAGCUGAUGAAGGUGAGGAUUUUGACGUGGAUGAGGAAGAACUGGAUGAGGCUCAGUGAAACAACUGAUACUUGUCAAAAUGUUGACAAAUGCAAAACAUUGAAAAGUGUUUUUUUUUCUCUCUGGGUUAAGAUAUAAUACUCUCUCUAAAGUUACUUUUGUCUAUCACCAAAGUGCCUUUGUCAAUGUGAUUUAACAAUUGUAAGAAACUGAAGUUCAAUGAAUAUUGAUCCACUAGUUACUUCCAAUGAACAAGAUGGCAAUUGUUUUGUAUUAGAUUCAAUUAAAAAGCUACAAUGUU